UCCAGCCGAGCUAAAGGAGUUGAAGGUCCAGUUACAGGAGUUGCUGGACAAAGGCUUCAUCCGGCCCAGUGUGUCGCCUUGGGGAGCCCCAGUAUUGUUCGUGAAGAAGAAGGAUGGGUCGAUGCGCCUUUGUAUUGACUACCGAGAGCUGAACAAGGUGACAGUCAAAAACCGCUACCCCUUGCCUAGGAUUGACGACCUGUUCGAUCAGUUGCAGGGAGCCACUGUCUUUUCCAAGAUCGACCUGCGAUCAGGCUAUCACCAGUUGAGGAUUAGGGACGGUGACAUUCCCAAGACGGCCUUUCGAUCGAGGUACGGACAUUACGAAUUCGUUGUGAUGUCUUUCGGCUUGACUAACGCUCCUGCAGUAUUCAUGGAUUUGAUGAACAGGGUGUUUAAGGACUUUCUAGACUCGUUCGUCAUAGUCUUCAUUGACGACAUCCUCAUUUACUCAAAAACUGAGGCUGAGCACGAGGAGCACUUACACCAGGUUUUGGAGACCCUUCGAGCCAACAAGUUGUAUGCCAAGUUCUCCAAGUGUGAAUUCUGGUUAAGGAAGGUGACGUUUCUUGGCCACGUGGUUUCCAGUGCUCAAAGCAAGAAAUGGGUUUCAAUAUGGGGGAGCAAACAUUGGACGUUGCCACCACCCGAUGAGCAGCAACAUUACGCUUAUGCUGCACAAUUGGUUACCUACACUGUGCUGCCGAUGACGCUCCAAGUAGUGUUUGAGCUAGGUGUAUUUGAUAUCAUAGCAAAGGCCGGGGAUGGGGCUGAACUCUCUGCCACACAGAUAGCCAAUGAGAUAACAAAUGCAAAUCCAGAUGCAGCGUCGAUGAUUGAUCGAAUGUUGAGGCUUCUUGCAAGCCAUUCGGUUGUGGGAUGCUUUGUGGGGUUUGAUGAAGAUGGAAAAAUGCAAAGACUUUACAGCCUUAAUCCAAUUUCUAAGUAUUAUGUUCGUAAUAAAGAUGGAGUAUCUGUGGCUUUUAACUUAUCGUUGAUUCAAGAUAAAGUCUUCCUCGAUAGUUGGAGUGAACUAAAGAAUGCGGUUAUCGAAGGAGAAGUUCCUUUUAAAAGGGGGGGCUCAUGGAGUACUUGCUUUGAAUACUGUGGAUUGGAUCCAAGAUUUAACCAAAUUUUUAACGCUGCGAUGAGAAAUCACUCCACCAUGUUCAUUGACAAAAUUGUCAAAUCCUACAAAGGGUUUGAAAACAUCAAGCAACUGGUUGAUGUUGGUGGUGGACUUGGUGUAUGUCUUCAAAUCAUCACUUCUACAUACCCUUCAAUCAAAGGCAUCAAUUUCGACUUGCCACAUGUCAUUCAAAAUGCCCCAUCUUAUCCUGGGGUAGAACAUGUGGGAGGAGACAUGUUUGAGAAUGUUCCAAAUGGAGAUGCUAUUUUCAUGAAGUGGAUACUACAUGAUUGGAACGAUGAUAAAUGUGUGAAGUUGUUGAAAAAUUGCUAUGAUGCAAUUCCAAAUGAUGGAAAGAUAAUAGUAGUUGAUGCAAUUCCAAAUGAUGGAAAGAUAAUAGUAGUUGAUGCAAUUCAUACAAUGGUGCCCGAAACUACAAGUGCAACAAGAGCUGUGGCUCAAGGCGACGUGCUUAUGAUGACUCAAAUUCGAGCAGGAAAAGAGAGAACGAGGGAUGAAUUCAAGGCCCUAGCAACCAAAGCUGGCUUUGAACAUGUCAAUUUUCACUCUUAUGUAUGUAAUCUUUGGGUUAUAGAGCUUUUUAAAAUCUUCCAACCGGAAGGUUGA
This is a messenger RNA of Cucumis melo (muskmelon), 1756 nucleotides long. RefSeq names its product caffeic acid 3-O-methyltransferase-like. NCBI's taxonomy places the organism in Eukaryota, Viridiplantae, Streptophyta, Magnoliopsida, Cucurbitales, Cucurbitaceae. Gene Ontology annotation, biological process: methylation. The coding region runs from base 122 to 1756 and encodes 544 amino acids. The transcript is spliced from 5 exons. Gene Ontology annotation, molecular function: S-adenosylmethionine-dependent methyltransferase activity; protein dimerization activity; O-methyltransferase activity. The record is from RefSeq and is a predicted model, not a curated record.